GACAGUACCUGGCCCAAGGGAGGCUAUGGAAGUGCUUGUUGAAUAAAAAAAUGGCUUCAUCUCUGGCCUAGUCCCAAAGGUUUGAGUUCCUGCCAUUGCCACCCAGACAGCCCUGGGUGGAGGCCCUGCUGACAUUGAAGGGUGCCUGCCCUCCUCCCCUCAAUGCGGUAGACACUUUCCAAAACUUACGUCAUCCUCACUCUCACUCCAGUGGGAUAAUGGGAGGCUUGGUGUACCUCAUUCCCAAGAUGAGGGAACAGGCUCUGAGAGGACCACAUCGCCAGCAAGUGACAGGCUGGGACCAAGGCCAGGCCUGUCUGCCUCCUAGACUAGGCCUGAGUGAGGACCGGCCUGAGUACGGCCCACUUGCUUCCUCCUCCGUUUAGAGCUUGGGCUGGAGCUGUCCUGGCCAGUGCUCUCUGCCUCACCAGGCUGCAUGAGCCACAAGCUGCCACUUGUGGAGCUCGGUGGCCCUGCCCUCGACAGCCUUGCUGGUGGUCAUGAAGGCUCUAAACACCUGCAUGGCAGUGAGGCCAACCUUCUCCACUUGAUCCGUUUCAGGCUCUGGCUCCGCUACUGCAUCGUGUGCUUCUGUCCAAGAGGCAGAGAGACUGAAACUAUCUGCUGCCGCCUGGAUUCUCCCAGAGAUUGCCUGGAACACCAGCUCGGGUCCUCACACACCAUCCUGCGGGUGCAGCCCAGAACUGUCUUCUGAGGAAGAGGUGCUCUCCUGGGCCCCUACUGUCCCCAGGCCUCAGCAAGGCAAGUGAGGUGCUGCCGUCAUCCAGGCUGGACAGUUCAGUGAUUUGCCUGAGGCCCCACAGCAGAGUUCAACUGGAGACAGAGAAACCAGCUAGAGGCAGAGGGAGGUAACACGGAGUCCCCCAGAAAGGUCUGGGCUGCGCGUGCUUCAGCUAUUUCCACCAAAUCCUCCUGUCUUUUGUGGCCAACACCCCAGGCAAGGCUUGGGGCCCCUGUCUGCUGCUGGACGCAGAGCCAUGAAGAAGAAGUUAGUGGUGCUGGGCCUGCUGGCCGUGGUCCUGGUGCUGGUCAUUGUCGGCCUCUGUCUCUGGCUGCCCUCAGCCUCCAAGGAACCUGACAACCAUGUGUACACCAGGGCUGCCGUGGCCGCGGAUGCCAAGCAGUGCUCGGAGAUUGGGAGGGACGCACUGCGGGACGGUGGCUCUGCGGUGGAUGCAGCCAUUGCAGCCCUGUUGUGUGUGGGGCUCAUGAAUGCCCACAGCAUGGGCAUCGGGGGUGGCCUCUUCCUCACCAUCUACAACAGCACCACACGAAAAGCUGAGGUCAUCAACGCCCGCGAGGUGGCCCCCAGGCUGGCCUUUGCCAGCAUGUUCAACAGCUCGGAGCAGUCCCAGAAGGGGGGGCUGUCAGUGGCAGUGCCUGGGGAGAUCCGAGGCUAUGAGCUGGCACAUCAGCGGCAUGGGCGGCUGCCCUGGGCUCGCCUCUUCCAGCCCAGCAUCCAGCUGGCCCGCCAGGGCUUCCCUGUGGGCAAGGGCUUGGCGGCAGCCCUGGAAAACAAGCGGACCGUCAUCGAGCAGCAGCCUGUCUUGUGUGAGGUGUUCUGCCGGGAUAGAAAGGUGCUUCGGGAGGGGGAGAGACUGACCCUGCCGCGGCUGGCUGACACCUACGAGACGCUGGCCAUCGAGGGUGCCCAGGCCUUCUACAACGGCAGCCUCACGGCCCAGAUUGUGAAGGACAUCCAGGCGGCCGGGGGCAUUGUGACAGCUGAGGACCUGAACAACUACCGUGCUGAGCUGAUCGAGCACCCGCUGAACAUCAGCCUGGGAGACGCAGUGCUGUACAUGCCCAGUGCGCCGCUCAGCGGGCCCGUGCUGGCCCUCAUCCUCAACAUCCUCAAAGGGUACAACUUCUCCCGGGAGAGCGUGGAGACCCCCGAGCAGAAGGGCCUGACGUACCACCACAUUGUAGAGGCUUUCCGGUUUGCCUACGCCAAGAGGACCCUGCUUGGGGACCCCAAGUUUGUGGAUGUGACUGAGGUGGUCCGCAACAUGACCUCCGAGUUCUUCGCUGCCCAGCUCCGGGCCCAGAUCUCUGACGACACCACUCACCCGAUCUCCUACUACAAGCCCGAGUUCUACACGCCGGAUGACGGGGGCACUGCUCACCUGUCUGUCGUCGCAGAGGACGGCAGUGCUGUGUCUGCCACCAGCACCAUCAACCUCUACUUUGGCUCCAAGGUCCGCUCCCCGGUCAGCGGGAUCCUGUUCAAUAAUGAAAUGGACGACUUCAGCUCUCCCAGCAUCACCAACGAGUUUGGGGUACCCCCCUCACCUGCCAAUUUCAUCCAGCCAGGGAAGCAGCCGCUCUCGUCCAUGUGCCCGACGAUCAUGGUGGGCCAGGAUGGCCAGGUCCGGAUGGUGGUGGGAGCUGCUGGGGGCACGCAGAUCACCACGGCCACUGCACUGGUAUGUGUCACACCUUUUCUCCCUGGCCGUGCCCACCCUGCACAGCCCCCAAGCCAUGCUGAUCACACUCCCAUGCCCCAGGCCAUCAUCUACAACCUCUGGUUCGGCUACGACGUGAAGCGGGCCGUGGAGGAGCCCCGGCUGCACAACCAGCUUCUGCCCAACGUCACGACAGUGGAGAGAAACAUUGACCAGGCAGUGACUGCAGCCCUGGAGACCCGGCAUCAUCACACCCAGAUCGCGUCCACCUUCAUCGCUGUGGUGCAAGCCAUCGUCCGCACGGCUGGUGGCUGGGCAGCUGCCUCGGACUCCAGGAAAGGCGGGGAACCUGCUGGCUACUGAUUGCUCCAGGCGGACAAGGCUGACAAGCAAUCCAGGGACAAAAUACUCACCAGGACCAGGAAGAGGACUUUGGGGGACGGGCUUCUCCUGUGAGCAGCAGAGCAGCACAAUAAAUGAGGCCACUGUGCCAGGCUCCAGGUGGCCUCCCUGGCCUGUCUCCCCAC
Molecule: messenger RNA, 2953 nt
Organism: Pan troglodytes (chimpanzee)
Lineage: Eukaryota; Metazoa; Chordata; Mammalia; Primates; Hominidae
Gene: GGT1
Product: gamma-glutamyltransferase 1
Exons: 16
Coding region: 999-2789 (596 amino acids)
Biological process (GO): regulation of inflammatory response; glutathione catabolic process; regulation of immune system process
Cellular component (GO): plasma membrane
Molecular function (GO): glutathione gamma-glutamate hydrolase
Source: RefSeq, a predicted model, not a curated record